This is a messenger RNA of Symbiodinium necroappetens, 348 nucleotides long. The record is from the annotation of a GenBank genome assembly. NCBI's taxonomy places the organism in Eukaryota, Dinophyceae, Suessiales, Symbiodiniaceae.
GCUCGUACCAAAGCCAAAGAUUUCGAGGAUGAGGCAGUGCUGGCCGGGGCCUUGCGGCUCCUCUUCCGCUCGGCAAAGCACGCAGAGGUCAUUUUUGGGGAGAAGCAUGCACGACAGCGACUCCACCGAGAGGAGCUCCCAAAGGGUUACCUGGAUGUCGCGGCCGCUCUCCGCGAUGUCUUCCAGCAGCAAGUCGAACAGGGCCAUGAGAGCCGCAGCUUCGGGAAGGCCAUGUUGGACCGCUGUACAUCUUGGCGGGCAGCCUUCAAGGAAGAUGCAUCCAGCAGAGAUGCAGAGCUCGCCAAGCUGGUCCAAGAAUGUGGUCUGGAGGUCGUCUCCGAUUCCUGA